CGCAUUCGCAUUAAAAAAAAAGAAAAUAUUAGAGAAAAGGGAAAAGCAAAAGAAAAACAAGAGCAGGAAAAUACGGGAAAGAAAAAGAAAAGAAAAAGUUUUGCAACUGCCGAUGGUUGGGAAAUUGGGUGGCAUGUCUGUCUCUUAAAUGCACUCUUCGAAACUAUGUAGAAAGAAAAAACAUAUUCAUAUUUAUUUAAGUUUUGAAAAGAAAAUAACAAAAAUUGUACCAUUAAAGACAAUCUAUUGAUUAAAGAGGUUUUUUGUCUUAUUAAGCUAAAAUACUUAAUCGAAAAUAUUCGGGUUAUCGCAACUUUAAAGUUAAAAGCUUCCAAUUCUAGCUUUCAAGUUUUUAAAUAUGUAUUAGCAAUUCACUUUACAAAAACGAUAAAGAGUCAAGCAAAGGUAAAAUAUAAUUAUUUGUAUUACGUGCUGGCAUUGUUUAUGUUGCACACUUUACUAAUUACCACAUUGUCCCAUUUGAAACAAAUAUGAGUGUUUCUCUCAGUGCGGCCAUAAAAGCAAGGAGACACGUGUCGAAAGUUUCCUUUUUCCCUCUUAUUUCUGCACUGCCUUUUGCCUUUUUCCUUCGCUCUCGCCAAUAUCCUAUGCAUUCCCUUUUUGGCGAAACGGAGGGACUGUGGCAGACGGAAGGGGUGGGGAAAGUGGGCAGAAAAGUGAGAGAGAGCCAGCUCAUCGCUCACUCUGCCAAUGCAGUAAAAGUCCUUGAAAAGUGGGAGUGAAUGGGCGGGCAAAGUGGGUGGCAGCAGCAGCAUGGCAGACAUGCCUAAAUUGCUUUCGUCGCAACCCACGCAAAAAGUCUUAUGUAACUGCGCCUACACCGAUUUAUUCCCUUUACAGCUGCUACUGCUGUAGCUACUUCUCCAGCCCCAGUUUUUUCGUGUGUAUUCCGAAGUGUUAUGCAAUGUUUGUUGAAUGCACAGCACGUCCCUUUUUUUUGGAUGGGGGGGUUGUAGAGGCCUCCAUUUGGUGUCUGUAUAUGUGCGUCUUUAUUAUUAUGGCCGAGACAUAUUCAAUUUCUUCGUCAGAGCAUUGCUUUGCCUAUUUGCCCGAAUUUAAAUGCUUUCCAUUUGUCUACAUAUUUUAUUUAUCUCGGCAUUUGCUUAUUGAAUUUGCACUAGACGCCGGCAUUAACCUUGAGGCCAUCGGAUUUACUUGAACGAACGAAAAAGACACUCUUCUAAACAAAAAAAAAAUACGCCGCCCCCACACGUGUGGAUUUUGUGGAUUUCUGGUCGUGGGCUCAAUGGGCCAAAGUUGUUAAGUCGGCUUUCCAGAUUGUGGUUUUAAGAUAUUCCAUAUCGAGGGGAUGGCGAUGGUGCCGGGGGAGUGCCGCUCCGUGUGACGCCCAUUACAAAAGAUUAAAGUCGGCAACUUUGACAAAUUGUUACUCGCUUUGCUGACAUCUUCCAGUGCGCAUUUGCUCAUUUUUCUCCACAUCUAGAAUCUUGUUUCAUAUUUUUGUUCGCGUUUACUUUGCCCACGCCAAAUCAGCAUUAUGAAUGAAACACAUCAGACACGGUGGGGACUCAAUAAAAAAAGCAGACUUGAUGGCCGUGAAUUUAUAAACACUCUAUUCAAACAAAUAAUUCAUAUUGGCAGACAAUACAGCUCUUUUGUGUCAACUUAUUCGUGCUUACUCAAAUCAAUUAAUCUAAGGCGGAUUUUUCAGAUUUCGUACAAAGUAGCGCCAAAGUAAUAAUGAUAAAAAGUAUAAAUAGAGAAUUAUUGUAAAGAGAUUAUAAUAAGACUGAUAAGAUUUAUGAGGUUUCUUAAACAAUAAAAACCAAAAUAGAACCCUAUCGAGUUUUUACUGUACCGCGAACAUAAUAAAUGAAUGUUUUUCCAACAUUGCUCAGCCACUCUGAACCAUGGGCAAAAAAGCCAUUUAGAAGCCCAAGAUGCGGAUGCGGAGAUAUGGAAAUGGAAGUGGAUAUGGCUAUGGAUAUGGCGGCGGUGGAGACAAGUGCGUGGGCGGGAUUGUUGGGCGGCUGUUGCGGCGGGAAAUGCGAAACACAAUUGGCGCUAAUAACCCAAGGCGUUUAGCAGAAGCCGAGGAAAUGGCUGCGACGUCGACAGCGGCGUUGUGUUUUAAUCGAAUUUUAUUUGCCGCCGUUAGCCAAUGAAUAAUUCAAAUUGAUUAUUAAAACGUGCGCUUGUGUUGGAGUGUGUGAAUUUCUGCACACUCACAUACACACAUUCCAUGUAGGCGUCAAAAUACAUAAGUAGCAUUAGGAUGUGGAUGUGGAUGUAAAUGUGGAUGUGUGAAUGUGUGAGAGCGAAGCGGGCUUUCAUUAAAACCGUUAUCUAUGCCAGACGCACGCACCAGACGCAGACGUGCAUAAAUUAAUUACAAUUACACACAGCGCGUGAGAGCGAAACACACAAGCACACACACACCACUGUUCCUGUUUCGGAAUUUUUGGCGGCCCCAAAAUAUGUAUUAGUACAAUUACCAAACCGAAUUAAUUAUUUAAUGCCUUUUUUGGAGAGCAGAGUGUAUUUUAAUUUAUAAAAUUCCUUAGUAAACAUUACCUUUUUAAAUAUGAAUUUUAAAAUAAUUUUUUAAUCUAUAGCAUUCAUAUUAAAUUAAAUUCAUAUUUUAAAAAGGUCUCAAUAUAUUGGUAACAAAGAAUUGUGUUCCUAAAUUUGAAAUUAAACUAUUUUUCUGGCCAACAUUUCACCAACAUUUGGGAACAGAAAUAUUAAAAAAAUACCAAAAAAUAUAAAAAAUAUUUUUUUUAAAAGCGAGAAGAAAUUUAAGUAUCAUUAAGGUCAUUAUAAACUUCGGAUAGUGGCAAAUUUUCGGUUGGCCUAAACAAACACAGUGAAAGUCGGAAACUUUCAAGGAUUCGAACAAGGCCAAAAGCAAACAGAAGCGGGCAAAGAACAAAAAACCAGGGUUUACCCUUAAUAUUAUGUCACUUUAUUUUAUUCACAAAAAAAAGGCACGAAAAAGAUAAACAACAACAAGCGACAGAUGCAGAGCAGUCGGCAAAAAGCAUGUUAACUUAUGGCUGGGCUUAGGCCAACAAAAACAAUAACAACAACAAAGGCAGACAUUUCUCUUACGUCAGAGUCUGGCCCACACACACACACACACACACACACACACACACACACACACUCACACAUAAGUGCAAAAACGGAAAAUGAGGUUAUUGCCAAUCCCGUCUGCAAUGCUCGAGUAAACAUUUUAACCUAAUUUUUUGCCAUGGGAGCGGGACGAUUGGGGGGACGUCGAUUGCGAUGUGUUUGCGAACGGAGACGCCCCAGACAAUGUGAUGCGAUAUUUUCUGGUGCCUCGGAUUACCCAAACAGAAGGAAAAGAUUGCAAAAAGAGCACAACAGACUAGCGUCCAUAAUGCAAACUUUGCAUCUGCUUUAUCACGAGUUUUAUUUAACCAACCCCACAGUUCAGGUAUCAUUGUAAAAUUUCGUUUUUUAAGCUUGGUGUUACUGACUUCAAAAAUCUUAAUGAAAUUUGGAAAGUACAUAUGAACCUUAAUUUCAAGCAAAACAAGUUUUCAAAUAAGUUUAAGUAAUUUAGAUUUUUACUUUAUUUGUUGGAAGUUUAUAAAGAGCUUUAAAAUAGUCAUAAGUUUUAAACCGAGAAAAAUGAAUUACUACCUUACAGUACAUCGUAAAGUUUUUUACGUUUUUUCGCAACAAGUUUAUAGAUUGCCUUUAAAUGGUAAACAAGAGAAAAUACUAUGCAUUAAAAUAAUGGUGUUAAAGGUUACUUGUAACAACUUUUUAGAGAAAAUGGUAAUAAUGUUUGUACCCCAAAAAAACUAGUUUUCUCUUAAAACUUGGGAAUUUCGCGGAAGCACUUUUUUAUGAACUUCACAAGUUAAAAAAAAGAAAUGGAAGUUUUAAAGGUUGAUUAACCUUUUUCUUUCUCCUUUUUCAAGUAUACUUCAAAUAAAACCUUAUUAUCGUGCCGUUUAGGCAGUGAAAUCUUGAAUUUUUAAAUAAUUGUAUUGCAAAUAAAUGAUGUUUUCAUAUCAAAGUAAAAUAAAAUUAGAACCCACGAAUUAAAACGAUGUAAAACACCGAAAUUCAAGUUAAAUAAAUUGGCAUGUACAAUCAAAUUAAAAGAAACAUGCUAUGGCAGAGCUAUGAGCACAUAGUUUCACGAGUUUUUAAAUUACAAAAUUGCAUUUGCAUAUUUGUAUAAUUUACAAAGUCGGCGGCCGUCGACGUCGCCGAAAAUAUUCGUGCUCUAUUAUUUGUUGUUUGCGCAGAGAUUUGUCAUUUCUUUCAUGCUCGCUUGCACACAUCAAUCGCCAGGUGGUGUGGUGGGGCAUUGGGGGUUAAAGACACACAAAAAAGAUACAAAAACCGAGAAAAAGGUGGCCAACGGAAUGUGGAACAUGUUGAGUUAUGCGAAUCGCUUUAGCAGAGAAUACUCAGGGUGUCGAAACAGUGUAUAAAGGGGAUUUCAAAUUAUAACCAUACAAAAAAUAUUUUUUUUAUUUUUAUAAACAAGUAAAUUAUUUAAUUAAUCAUGUGAUCCCUUAUAAACACAUAGGGGUUCACGUGGUAAAUAUUUUUUUUGUUUUUUUCGGAACACAAGAACUAAUCUACUUUUGAAAACAACACUUCUUCACAAAAAUUUUCUCGAAAUCUUUUCACAUAAAAUUAAGAAUUUGAAUAAACGUUUCACUUAAAGCACUGGAAUCAUCAAAAAGCGAUAGAAAAAGGAGCUGGGCACAUUGUUCUUAUCGAUAUAUCACUAUGACUGUAUUGUGGAAGGUGACCAAGUUUUUUGGAGAUAAGUUUUCAAAUAAAAGGUGUUUUAAAAACACUUUAAACCCUUUACUCUAAAUAGAUGAAAUAAUAAAUAUGAAGACGUUUGAAUAAUUUUUCAAAAAAGCCCAUUUCUACAAACUAAUAUAAGUUUUACAAUAUACAAAUUCUUUUAUAAAAAUUUUAAAAGUCUAUAAAACCCCUACAAACAGUUAGUGGAUUAAAUUUUUACUAUAUCCUUUCCACAAAAAUUUAAUCGUACUGAUCGUUUAUUUAAUAAGUGAAUUUAAUAAGUGACGUCACUAUCAUUUUUUGCUGCGGCACCUUAUCUCUUACUCGCUUUAUUUUGAUCCUCUCUUGAGAACUUCAUAACUUUUUUUAUUGAUCUGAAUUUACCGCUAUGACGAAGAAUAAAAAAUCACUCAAAACGGGAAAACCUAUAAAACUUAGCCUAGCUGAUUUCCAUAACCAUUUGGACAAAAAACUUAACCCGGAAAAGAAUGGCAAAGAGAUGAACUCGGAGAAAUGGACUGGUUUUCGAAAAAAUGAUGGAUCUGUUGGCGGAACUCGUGGUCGCGGCGUUUAUUGUGAUAAGCUACCAAUAGUUUCCAGAAAUCUUGAAGAUCUUACGUUUCAAAUUGAAAAUACCACUAAAUCAGCAAAGAACGAGACUGAACCAAAGAAAAUUCGGGAAAACCAGCAGAUUUCUAAGCUAAGUGAGAAACCCAUUAACCCAUGUAAUCAAAGGGAAGCUGGCAACGCGAACGAAACCAAGAAAAUUUUACUAAGGAAGCCAAAUCCCCAGGAUGCAAUUCAUGGUCGGCCAAAGACGCGAGUACGAUCCAGUCCCCGGAUUCCGACGCCACCAAGAAAUUUGCCCCAGGAGCUAAAGGAAGUGGAUCGCAUGACCUCAGCGGAUUUUCGCCACGAUUACGCUGCUCAUCUGGAUACUAUGCGAACCCGGCAAAAGGGUCAACAGCAUAUGCUCUUCUUUCAAUCGGCCAUGCAUCAGAAUCGACAUCUCUUCAAGGGUCGCAAAAUCCUAGUCCUUUGCUGCGGAACCGGAACUUUGGCCCUCAUGGCAGCCCAAAUGGGGGCCAAAAGGGUUUACGCAGUGGAUUACUCCAAGGUCACCGGUUAUGCGGAGUUGGUGGUGCGUCAAAAUCGCUUUGAAACGAUCAUCAAGGUGCUUAACGGACGUAUGAAGGAUCUUAAAUUGCCGGAGAAGGUAGAUGGCAUCAUAUGCAACUGGAUGGGUCACUGUUUGCUCUACGAAUCGGAGAUACUGGAGGUGCUCGAGGCACGUGAUCGCUGGCUGAAGAAGGGCGGAUUCAUCCUACCCGAUUUGGGUUCGCUUUUUCUAGUGGCCUCCGAGGAGCACAUGCUGAAGAACGAUCGCUGCAAUUGGUGGCGGAGUGUCUACGGCUUCAACAUGAAUGCCAUGCGUCGAUAUGCAUUGGCCGAACCGCGGUAUGCCAAAACCACCGGAGAAAAGCUAUUGACCCUGGCUCAUCGCAUCUUAAGCAUUGAUUUGAAAAAGGCCAAGAAAGAGGAUCUUUUCAUAGAUCGGCAAAUAAGAUUGAAGGUCAAUAGAGAGGGCUAUCUGGAGUGCUUUCUCCUAUUCUUCGAUGUGGAAUUCAGCAGUUCACAUACGCCGCUCAAGAUGAGCUGCAAUCCGUGCCUUAGGCUGCCUUACAAAUCGCUUUGGUUGCAAACCGUACUUUUUGUCGAACAGCCGUUUAUAAUGCGCAGUAACCUCCACUACACGGGUAACCUGAAAUUCAAGCCGCUGAAACCGAAUAACUUUAAGGAAAUGGAAAUACGUAUUGAGUUCUACGAGGGUCUCGAAUACGAUGACCAUUGUGGCUUGUGCACUCGUCGGGUGGCCAAGAGAUGGCUCAUGUUGGAGCACUUUCAGACAUUCAGUGAGGUGGAGAGCUGUCAGGAUGAGCAGGGGGAGAAUGGUGGCCAUGAUUUUUAGGUGUUGUCUUAGACUAUAAAAUCGUAGCCUUUUAAAUUGACUUUAUUACUAAUACUGAUUUUCCAUCU
Molecule: messenger RNA, 6822 nt
Organism: Drosophila elegans
Lineage: Eukaryota; Metazoa; Arthropoda; Insecta; Diptera; Drosophilidae
Product: protein arginine N-methyltransferase 1
Exons: 1
Coding region: 5174-6754 (526 amino acids)
Biological process (GO): peptidyl-arginine methylation
Molecular function (GO): protein-arginine N-methyltransferase activity
Source: RefSeq, a predicted model, not a curated record